This is a messenger RNA of Venustampulla echinocandica, 987 nucleotides long. RefSeq lists its product as uncharacterized. NCBI's taxonomy places the organism in Eukaryota, Fungi, Ascomycota, Leotiomycetes, Helotiales, Pleuroascaceae. The transcript has a single exon. Bases 1 to 987 code for a protein of 328 amino acids. The record is from RefSeq and is a predicted model, not a curated record.
AUGCACGUACUUUGGCUCUUUCUCAUGAGAGUAUCCCUACACAAAGAUCCUUAUCUCAAGACCGCGAGCCACGUCGCUACGCUCGAGUUCGUUCGGCGUGUGGUGGGGAUCUCGGUCCCCAAAGUAAUUACGUUUGAUACAUCGAGCGAUAAUGAGCUCGGAUUCGAAUGGAUUUUGAUGGGGCUCAUGCCCGGUAGACCGCUUCAUGACUACUGGAAAGAAAUUGAAUCGCCUGAAAAAAUAAAAUUGGUCAAACAGCUGGCAAUUUUUCAAGCCAAGUUAUUCAAUCACAGAUUUGGAGGCAUUGGAAAUCUCUAUUAUGAGACCCCGCACGUUGAGACCAAAGACUCAACCGCCCCACAAGAGUCAGCGCAAUCUAGUGAGCCCGCAUUUAUCUUGGGCAAGAUGGUUUCCAAAACUCCCUUCAGAUGUCCAUGGCCCGAAGUUCCCGCAGGGCCGUUCAAAAAUUCACAUGACUGGCUGCAUUACAGAUUGUCAUACACUAUCAACGCCCAAGAGCGUGAAAUAGAAGAAUCAAUACGCGACGGCGGUAAAGCUUGGAUGUUAAAGAGGCGCAUGAGUCUUGCAGUGCGGCUUCUAGAAUUGUUACCUAGCAUUUUCCCUGUAGACGAGACGGAGUCAACCUUUCUCCGCCACGAUAAUCUCUCUCUGGCUAAUAUUCAGGUUGAUGAAUUUGGGGAUAUCUCAGCCAUUACUGAUUGGGAGUGCAUAUCUGCACUGCCGUUAUGGCGAGGAUGCCUGGAGGCCUGUCUCGACGACACUUGUGACUCUCAAUUACGGGUUCUAUACGUGGCUGAGACGCAGCGACUUCAACCAGACUGGGAGGAACAGGUGAACAAGCACUGGGUAAAAGCCGACUUCGAAAGGGCAGUACACCAUGUAAACGAUGGAUGCUACUACGAGGUGAUACAAGAAUGGCUAGAUGGUUAUGAUGACGGGUGGACUUGGAGCUGGAGACAGCAGUGA